Molecule: messenger RNA, 201 nt
Organism: Caenorhabditis briggsae
Lineage: Eukaryota; Metazoa; Nematoda; Chromadorea; Rhabditida; Rhabditidae
Exons: 2
Coding region: 1-201 (66 amino acids)
Source: RefSeq, a predicted model, not a curated record
AUGGUUCCGUGCCAAAACAAGUGCUGCAUCACAGAAAUCAAGUUCUUGAGAAAUUCGGGCCGAUAUCAGUUUCUACUUCACACCUUCAUCCAAACCGAGAACCAAUUUGAUGCAUUCUGGGAUUGCAAUAUCUGUGGAUCGUUUCAACGGAACCGAAACCAUUAUAGGGAUCAUCAACGAGGAAUCACUCGCUUACUGUAG